ACUUCCGGGAGGUUGCACCAGCUGGCUGGAGCUGGGUUUUCUUUUGCUGUUUCUUCUCCUCUUCUCAGGCCGGGCCAAGGUGUCGCGCACGGUGGGCGAGGGCAACCGGUCUCGGGCCGGGCCCUGACUGAGGUGGCGGGGAGUGGGCCGCGCGAGCCGCAUAUGAGUGGAUGGAGCCGGGCUCUGGACUUCAGCGGAGGGGGCCGGGGCUCGGCGGCGGCGGCGGCGGAGGGCUGGGCUCGGCCGGGGUCUCCCCGGCGCUGUCGGGGCCUCAGGCCCGCCGCAGGAAACAGCCGCCGCGGCCGGCCGACUUCAAGCUGCAGGUGAUCAUCAUCGGUUCGCGGGGCGUCGGCAAGACCAGCCUGAUGGAGCGCUUCACGGACGACACUUUCUGCGAGGCCUGCAAGUCCACCGUAGGUGUUGAUUUUAAAAUCAAAACAGUAGAGCUAAGAGGAAAGAAAAUUAGAUUACAAAUCUGGGACACAGCAGGUCAAGAAAGAUUCAACAGCAUUACCUCAGCUUAUUACAGAAGUGCCAAGGGAAUAAUAUUGGUAUAUGACAUCACAAAGAAGGAGACAUUUGAUGAUUUGCCAAAAUGGAUGAAAAUGAUUGAUAAGUAUGCCUCCGAAGAUGCAGAGUUACUAUUGGUUGGAAAUAAGUUAGACUGUGAAGUGGACAGAGAGAUUAGUCGGCAACAAGGAGAAAAAUUUGCUCAGCAGAUAACUGGGAUGCGUUUUUGUGAAGCUAGUGCCAAGGAUAAUUUUAAUGUGGAUGAAAUAUUUUUAAAACUAGUUGAUGACAUUUUAAAAAAGAUGCCCUUGGAUGUAAUAAGAAACGAAUUGUCCAACAGCAUCCUGUCCCUACAACCAGAACCAGAGAUUCCACCAGAACUGCCUCCUCCAAGACCUCAUGUCCGUUGUUGCUGACUUGCUAUUGCUUGCUCCAGAGUGGGAAAAAAAAGUGGGGGGAGCUGUUUCAUUCUGUACUACAAUCAUAUGGCAGUUGUUUGUUGCACUUUGAUUCAGAGUCAGAAUUACACACUAAUUUGUAAAUAUGCAGAUAUGCAAACUAGAUAAGAUAAGGCUGUAACUGGUUAAGUAUUGCUCUUUCCACACCUUUUUUCACUUCUCUUUUCUCAGCCCUAUAAAUAUUGUACAAUUUGGUGGGAAACAGUACAGUACUCCCAAACCUAGGAUAUAAGAAAUUAAAUGCAUACUCAAUUAUUCUCAACAUAAACGUUGUAAUAGUCCUCAAUAUAGUCCUCAAUAAACAGAAUCUCUGCUUAUCAGCAAAAAGCUUUGAUAGCUUUUUUAAAGAAAAUGUUUUAAAUUCAACUCGACAUACAUAAAGCUUUCUAAAGCAGCAUUAUCCCUUAUAAAUUCAAAUAAAUUGCUGGUAAAAUACUUACGUAUAUGAUAAUUCAGAAGUAAGUUCUUGGUCACUGGGCUCACGGGUUUAUUCUAGGUUAGGGAUCGAUAGGUUUGAGUGCAACCCAUCAAGUAUCAUAGUAGGCCUCCAAUCAUUUCAACAGGUGAUUUCAGGCAGGUACUACAGAAGUGAAGAGGGGUUGUAGAGCAGAAGGAUUGAAUUCUGAACACACAGGCAAAUAGUGUCAGCAGGAUUUCUUUAUUUAUUAACUUUCACCCUAGACCAUUUGUUUGUGUAUACCAAGGCACUGUGUUCUGUGUAGUUUUUAAAGGAUGAAUUGGCACUUUGACCAAACAUAAAUUAAUGAGCAGUCAGAUACUGUAUAAAGCAGAAAAAUAUUUGCAAAUUAUUUUUUAAAAAAGGUUUAAGAGUUAUUUCUUCUGUCAUAGAUAAAUUCGUUUCAAGUUAUUUUUAAACCAUUUCCUAUGCUAUAAGGAAUAAUGUAUGUUUAUUUGUCUGAAAUAAAUUGGAGGUGAGAUAUAUAUGUGUGUGUGUGUGUAUGUAGGGAUGUGUGUGUAUACACACACAUACAUACACACACACAUAUAUACAUACACACACAGAGUAUAUAGAUAUAAUCAAAAAUUCUAAGCUAAAGAGGAAUUGGGGUUUUUUUGUUUUUAUUUUGGUUAUAAUGAAUUUGUGAACUGUAUCUUUUGGUAUAUCUUUAUUAAAUCUGCACUGUAUACCUUAGUUGUUGUAAACCAGUAGUUUUGUAUUUGAAUAACUUGAUAAGUCUUUAAUGUUGUGGUAUUGAAAAGCAUUGUCGUUCUAUACUAAUGAUGUGCCAAUAAACUUUUGUAUUUAUGAAUAACAGUGGAACUGCAUCUCUUACUGGAAUGCCAAAUCUCAAUUACUGUCCUCCUGAAGAUCCAAUUUUGAGAGAAAUUGAUAAAAUUAUACUUGGUUAAACCUGUAUAUGUGGAUGUAUUGACUUGCAACAAAUCUUACGCAUGCUUUCUCAGUUGUGAAUUCCAUUGAAUUCAAUGCAAUUCAAUUCAUUAUCAGUGUUUAGGACUAAAACCCUAAUCAAGCUGCUAUCCUGCAGGAUUUGUUACAGUACUUUAAGAUACUGUAGCAAGAGUUUUAUCAAUGCAUGGACUUCAGUUGUAUAUACUAAGCAAUUAGUCUGAAUUCUGACUUUUCUGAAAUUUUUUCUUCAGAUUUCUGA
Thamnophis elegans (Western terrestrial garter snake) is the source of this 2599-nucleotide messenger RNA. RefSeq names its product RAB12, member RAS oncogene family (gene RAB12). Bases 171 to 926 code for a protein of 251 amino acids. Lineage: Eukaryota; Metazoa; Chordata; Lepidosauria; Squamata; Natricidae. The transcript is spliced from 6 exons. Gene Ontology annotation, cellular component: endosome; trans-Golgi network transport vesicle; synaptic vesicle. The record is from RefSeq and is a predicted model, not a curated record. Gene Ontology annotation, molecular function: GTP binding; GTPase activity. Gene Ontology annotation, biological process: Rab protein signal transduction; regulation of exocytosis; Golgi vesicle fusion to target membrane.